AAGCUUAACUUCUUUCAGCCGUUUGCGGAUGGGAGGGGGAGGGACGGCCUGCAGUCAGCAGUUCUGUGCGGGGCUCGGCAGGGCAGAGCCCCGGCCAUGAGCUGAGCGGGCAGCGGCGGCACCGGCGGAUGAGGUUGCAGUUUCGCUGGUGGAGAAGAUGCAGGCUCAGGAGAUCCUGCGGAGCCUGCGGCUGCCCGAGUUCGAUGACCUCAGCCAGUUCUUCCGCAACCUGCCGGCCACGGCGCUGGUGGGCCUGGGCGCCUUCGCCGCCGUCGUGGCCUACUGGUUCGCCAGCCGGCCGCGCGCUGUGAAGCCGCCCUGCGACCUGCGCAUGCAGUCGGAAGAAGUCGAGGGCCUGGCCGGGGCGCGCCGCUCGGUGAUCGGGGACAGCCCGCAGCUGCUGACGCACUACUACGAUGAUGCCAGGACCAUGUACGAGGUCUUCAGGAGGGGAUUCAGCAUCUCUGAGAAUGGCCCCUGCCUGGGGUUCAGGAAGCCCAAGCAGCCCUACCAGUGGCUGUCCUACAAGGAGGUGGCUGAAAGAGCAGAAGCUCUGGGUUCAGGCCUUUUGCAGCAGGGCUGCAAGCCAUCCACAAAGCAGUUCAUUGGUGUCUUUGCUCAAAACCGCCCAGAGUGGAUCAUCUCUGAGCUGGCUUGCUACACCUAUUCCAUGGUGGUGGUUCCCCUGUAUGACACCUUAGGUCCUGGAGCCAUUCGGUACAUUGUCAACACAGCUGACAUUUCCACAGUCAUUUGUGACAAGCCUGAAAAAGCCAAGAUACUCCUCGACCAUGUGGAGAGGAAAGAAACACCAUGCCUGAGGUCUAUCAUCCUGAUGGACCCGUUUGAGAAGGAGCUGACAGAGAGAGGGAAGAGCUGUGGGGUUCGCAUCCAGACCAUGCAGGAGGUGGAGGACUGUGGCCGUGAGAAUCGACAUGUGCCUGUGCCUCCUCGACCAGAAGAUCUGUCAAUUGUGUGUUUUACUAGUGGCACUACAGGAAAUCCCAAAGGUGCUAUGCUGACCCAUGGAAACGUGGUGGCGGAUUUUUCAGGCUUUUUGAAAGUGACAGAGAAAGUGAUCUUUCCGAGACAGGACGAUGUGCUCAUCUCCUUCCUGCCUCUGGCUCACAUGUUUGAAAGAGUUAUACAGUCUGUAGUGUACUGCCACGGAGGGCGGAUUGGCUUCUUCCAAGGCGACAUUCGCCUCCUGUCUGACGACAUGAAGGCACUGCGGCCAACCAUCUUCCCCGUGGUGCCCCGGCUGCUGAACAGAAUGUAUGACAAGAUCUUCAGCCAGGCUGACACAUCCCUCAAGCGCUGGAUCCUGGAAUUUGCGGCCAGACGGAAAAAGGCUGAAGUUCGAAACGGCAUCAUUAGAAACGACAGUUUGUGGGAUAAACUUUUCUUUAAUAAGAUACAGGCAAGCCUUGGGGGCUGUGUCCGCAUGAUAGUGACAGGCGCUGCCCCCGCGUCCCCGACCGUCCUGGGCUUCCUCCGCGCCGCCCUCGGAUGCCAGGUUUAUGAAGGCUAUGGCCAAACCGAAUGCACAGCUGGAUGCACCUUUACAACUCCAGGUGACUGGACAUCAGGUCAUGUAGGAGCCCCUUUGCCCUGUAACUUAAUCAGAUUGAAGGAUGUGGAAGAACUGAAUUAUUUUGCUUCCAAAGGAGAAGGAGAGAUCUGUGUGAAAGGACCCAAUGUGUUUAAAGGUUACUUGAAAGAUGAAGAGAGGACAGCUGAGGCACUGGACCAGGAGGGCUGGCUUCACACAGGAGACAUUGGAAAAUGGUUACCUAAUGGGACCCUUAAAAUUAUUGAUCGGAAGAAGCAUAUAUUUAAACUUGCUCAGGGAGAAUACAUUGCACCGGAGAAGAUCGAGAAUAUCUACAUCCGCAGUGACCCUGUUGCUCAGAUCUACGUCCAUGGAGACAGCCUGCAGGCCUUCCUGGUGGGAAUUGUGGUGCCUGAUUCUGAGGUCAUGCCAGGUUGGGCAAAGAAAAGAGGGUUUGAAGGAACAUAUGCAGAACUCUGUAAAAAUAAGGAACUGCAGCAAGCGAUAAUGGAAGACAUGGUGCGGUUAGGGAAGGAGAGUGGGCUUCACUCCUUUGAGCAGGUCAAAGCCAUUUAUAUUCACUCUGAUAUGUUCUCAGUGCAAAACGGUUUGUUGACACCAACAUUAAAGGCUAAGAGACCAGAACUGAGAGAUUACUUCAAAAAACAAAUAGAAGAGCUAUAUUCAAGCAUCUCCAUCUGAAAUCAUGGGAAGAAUCUUCUGAGUAAUGGACUUCAUAGCAAUAUUAGAAUAAUACUUAAAAACUACAGAGCCAGAACGACACUGCUGAAAUGGAUAAGCAUCUGAAUCUUACAUCUGAGCCUUUCAUUUUUCUAGGAUUUCAUCACUAACCAUAUUUUCCUUUCUUUUUGCCAUCAGGUGUGAUACAAUUUCUUUUUUACUCUAGGUAUACAGUAAGGCACUACUAAAAGUUAUGCUAAAUUGCCGCAAAAUAUGCAGAAAUUUCAAUCUAUGACCAAGUAAAUUAUGGAAGCCUAUCUUUUAAAUUACUACAAACAUUUCUAGUUAAAAUAGGGAAAAUUUCAGGUAUGUCUGUUGAUAUUUGAUUGUAUACAACCUAAUAUAUUAGAAACUAAAAUAAUAAGUAAUUCAAUAAUGUGGUCUACCUCAAAUAAUCAGUGACUGAUGGUGAAAAUAAAAGUCUAUUUUAUCUCAUUUGGAACUUCAAGCUGGAUAUUGGUUUAUAUAGUAAGUGAUAGUUUUUAUAUUUUUCAGGACAUAAAUGACAUUGAUUUGAUUUAAUCAUCGAUGACUUAACAACCAGAACAGAAAUAGGAAGGAAUUUCCCACUGUUUGUACUUAAUAGACCUAUUAGUAUGUUACAUCUAAUGGAUUCAUGUUACCUGGAAAUGACAAGAACAGGGUAGGAAGCAAUAGCACAGAAUUCCCUCUAUUUCCUUUUCAUCCAAACACAGUUUAUCCAUGGUUUGCAGAUUCUGCAUUAGGGCUCCUUCAGUCCAAUGCACUCAAGGACAUCUGAACUGCUCAAACAGAGAAGGUUGGAAAAGCAUCACUGGCUCUGUGGUGGCUUUAGGUUGGAGUUCACGAUAAUCCAUAUGCUCCCAAUCCCUAAUUUAUUACUUCACAUGCUGCUAAUACUGCAUAGUCCAGCUGGACUAACUCCCUUCAGAAACAGCGCUAAAGAAACGGAGCACAAGGAAUAAGCUGUGAUUCUGGAUGGGGCUUAGCAAAAUGGAAAGGUUUGGGAAAAGGCCAGCCUGAGAUGCAGCAGUGGAGGGCAUCCUAUCCUUUAUCUGGCCAUGGAAGGGGAAGGAAUACCGCCCCAAAAGACUCAUGGGGAUGGGCUAAAGGCUGUGUUGGCCGCUGCUGUGCAAGGCAGAACAGUGGAUGUGGUGGCAGAAGGGCCUGUUAAGGGAACGUCUUUAUGGUCAGACAUCUGGAAGCAUCAAAUCCCAUUGGCAUCACCUCCAAAGGCCUCUCUGGGAUAACCAGCAAGUUGUCUGGAUAAAACCUUACAUUUCUGUGGUCAUCAGAAAGGGGAUAAGUCUCACAAGGAGUAGGAACUGACUCUAGAGCUCUUUCUUGGUACAAGGCAUGGUACAAGGCAAAGAGAAAACUGUCAUGUCAAGUUGAAUACUUGGACUGUUGAUAGCUUCUUUCUGCUAAACAGGGUCCUAAAUAUCUGUGUCUUUUACUAGCUGAUGUUUGUUGCACCAUGUUUGUUACAUGCUAGCAUGGAGCUGUGCCUGCUAGAUCUUUGCUAGGACAGUGGAAGCACACUUAUUUUCUCUCUUAUAGUGGAAUCCACUGUAGACUUCUGAAGCUAAAAGUUUAAAUUUUUGAUGUAAACAGUAUCUUAUUUUCUCUCUGAACUUCUGUUGCAUGCUUCCAAGUGAAAUAAAUUGAAUUAAUAAGUUA
This is a messenger RNA of Melozone crissalis (California towhee), 3952 nucleotides long. RefSeq names its product acyl-CoA synthetase long chain family member 6 (gene ACSL6). NCBI's taxonomy places the organism in Eukaryota, Metazoa, Chordata, Aves, Passeriformes, Passerellidae. The transcript has 21 exons. Gene Ontology annotation, biological process: long-chain fatty acid metabolic process; very long-chain fatty acid metabolic process; long-chain fatty-acyl-CoA biosynthetic process. Gene Ontology annotation, molecular function: arachidonate-CoA ligase activity. The record is from RefSeq and is a predicted model, not a curated record. Gene Ontology annotation, cellular component: endoplasmic reticulum; membrane. Bases 158 to 2254 code for a protein of 698 amino acids.